Messenger RNA from Erpetoichthys calabaricus (reedfish), 3652 nucleotides. RefSeq lists its product as uncharacterized. The transcript has 5 exons. NCBI's taxonomy places the organism in Eukaryota, Metazoa, Chordata, Cladistia, Polypteriformes, Polypteridae. Bases 168 to 1556 code for a protein of 462 amino acids. The record is from RefSeq and is a predicted model, not a curated record.
GAGAGUUGUUAAGUUUGCAAAUCCCCUGCAUCAGUAACACUGACUCCAUUCUGUAUUUCAAAGUUGCUGGAAGAAAUAAAACCUGCCAUUUCCGCUUCAUUUGAAACAGUAGUUUAAGGUAAUUUCUCAACGUUGGUGCAUCAGUGCUCACUGGGUAUAAUCUGAAGAUGAGCUCUACUACAGAACUUAUUUCACAGUGCCUAAAUGAUCUUGGGAAGGAAAACUUCAAGCUGUUUAAAAAGAAGUUGCAUUCAAUUAAUCAUAAGCGCUAUAACAAAAUACCCUACAGUUCACUGGAGGAAGCUGACCGCUUAAAAACCACAAACCUUAUAGAAGCUGCCUAUGCUGAAGAUGCUGUUGUUGUUACCAUUGAAGCUCUAGAGAAAGCUGAUUUACAUGGAAAAGUCUCUAUAUUAAGAAAAGAACUCAAAAGAAAAUCUGCAACUGAGGAUGAAUCUGUGCAAGAAAGCAAGCAUAUGAAAUUGAGUCCUUCCAUUCCUGAUCCUUCAAAUGCAAGCCAAGUGGAUGGAACCAUUUUAACUGAGUACAGUCUGUCCCAGAUGGAGGAAUUUGCAAGAAAGAACAGUGUCUCUCUGAUCAAGAAGCUAGAGGAGAAGGUGGGAGUAGAUCGAGUAGUAGAAGAAAAACAAUUCCUGAAAUCCAGAACAUUAAAAGAAAAUUGGUUAUUGGACUGGAAAAUUGCCAAACGUGUUAGCACAAGGCUGGAUAUACCACAAGAUUUUCACUGGGAACUUGUAAAAGAAUUACUGUUUAAAAAGGUUAGUGAGUUCAAAACAAGAGAAGAAAAUGAACAAGAAACCAAGGACGAAGAAAAAGCUGUCACUGACAAGCAAGCGACCAACGAUCAAAGCUGCAAUUCAGAUGCAGAAUUUGGAGUGUACAAUUGGACAACAUACACACAAGAUGUUCAAAAUGAUGUUGAUUCUGGACAGGGCAACAAGCAGCAUGCGAAACAGGAAGAGCAACAAACAGAGAGUCCUGCAGGAAAUAAAAAUGCCGGAAGAUAUAAAGUUGAGGCACAAGAAAAUGAAAGAAAAGCAAAAAACUUAAUAAAGUGGCUGGAUCAUGAAGUGGAGAAGGCAUCUAAUACAACAAAUGCAAGGAAAGAAGAAAUAAAAACUAAAAUCAAAUCCAACAUUGAAUUUAUAGAUACGUGGGAACAUAAGACAUACAGAUGUUUGGUUGCUCACAAAUGCAUCCUUUAUACCAGUAUUAUCACUGGAGAGCAGAGACUGAUUGAGCUAGAAAAGUCAGCAUUUAAGUGCCUCACUACUAAAGGAGAACCACGUGUAGAAUCCAAGUUCAAGUGGCAGUACUACAUGUGGAUGUUUGGGGGUAUCAGAAAUAUAGAUGUAGUCUUCUGUGACAGAGAUAGUGAUGAGAUCAUACCAUAUAAGUAUAAUGAGAACUGGUUUAAAAAUUUUCAUACUGAAUUUCCCAAAUUUCUAGAUGAACAAAUCCUUCCAGUCAUUGCUCUGUACAAGGAGGCUCAGAAGGAGAACAAUUUCAGAUUCCUGGAAAGUGACAUGCAGUGAAGAGCCAAACCCCUUUGGGCCCACUUUUUCAUUCUGUACUUGGCAUUCCAGUUUCUUUCAGCCUAUAGCUGGGUUGUCUAGUGGGUGGGAUGUCCAUAGGGGGAUAUUUCAUUUUGAUGGGAGUAUAACAAUGCUAAGUCAUAACAAGGAAACACCUGUCCAAAAUGAAUAUCAAGAGCACAGAUUGGCCAUUUAGAACUCUGAAUGCAAGCUAAAGCUCAAGACCAGCUUGAUUAAGAUGAAUAGUCAAGUCCAUUAUCAUUAUAAUUGAGAUCUGUCCAGUAGACAAACAGAGGAGAGGAAUACCCAACGUUAGCCUGCAGAAAUCAUGGAGAAAAUCAACCUGGUGGGUGCAUGGUCAAUUAUAACAGACAAAAUCAAAAUGAUAAUCAGAAAAUAUUCAUCUCUGAAUUAAAAAAAAAGGUUACUUGGUGGACCUCUCCAAAUUAUGACUGUCUUGACACUGGUCAGUUUAACUAAGAGCAUAUGCUAACUGGCAUAUCCGCUAGGCCAGGGCUCCUCAGUUACAGUCCUGGAGAUCCACAGUGAGUGCAGGUUUCCACGUCAACCAGUUUCAUUAUUAGAAGUCAAGUGUGGCAGAUAUGGACCUAGUUAUUUAAUCACAUGGCUUGUUGGCACUUUCAUUCUUCCGAGACAAAUCGUUUAGCACAUUUUAAGAUGUUUCACUUUCUGAGAACAUCAUCCAUAUGUUUUUGAGGCCUGGAACAGAAUUGCUGCUCUUGGUCCUUCCCUGCUCUCGUAUUUAUUUCAAAACACAGAUACUUCAUGCUGCACAUACAGAGGUUUAAAUGGAAGCACCUGACCUUAAGAGCUGGUGGUUCUCCUUUGUCAUUUGCACCUCAUUAUUAACUGAUGGCUGGUUAAGAAAGCAGGCAAAAUUAAAACCUUAAUGCAGUUAUUUAUAACUAAAAUAGGUAAUAAAGGGCUCUGAAUUGUAAUAAGCAAGUUAAAUUAAACAUAAACCCAAACAACAGCUUGCUUUAGUAGUAAAUAAACAGGUUCUAAUUAAAAAGUUGUUUAAAGUGAAAGUUUAAAGGGCACUGUGGCCCUCCAGGAUGGGACCAAUGACUGACAUUCAUGAACACUUGAUCAAUCACAGAGGUGUCUUCAUCAGGAACACACUUUUUUGGAGGAAACCUUUGGUAAGAAGUGUUGGAAUCUGUUUGAAUGGGAAAAGAACUGGGCAAUGAUCUCCACAAGAUGCACCUGAUCUGGUAUUUGUUAGAAAGUUAGAAGAAAAAAAUGUCACACCAAAGAAGUUCAUUUAGGCAAGGCUUAACUUCUAGGUAGGGCAUUUUGAUUGUCAGAUUUGUGGAAAAUGGGCUACAGCCUUCCAGGAUGAUGUUUGCCCACCUCCUGUGAUGCCAUUAAAUAAUCAUUUAUUGAGUACAAUGUUUCAAUACAGAAUUGAUUACUGAGAGGUGCCCAGCCCAUCUCCAGAAGUUUGUCUCAUUCAGUGAAACAUGACAUAUUUCAUCUGUAGAUCGUACCUCCUCCGACUGUGAUGAAAAUCCCACGUGUAAUAAAUACAAUAGUUACACAAUUUCAGAAUUUCCAUGAAGUACCUGGUAUUCAGAACAAUAUGUUAGGACUUUUGUUAUAAGACAGUGCCAUUCUUAUUUAAUCAAGUUUAGGGUUGUAGGGACACAAUACUUGCGUGCGCCAGCCACGGCCAAUGAGUUUCAUCACUGAUUUAUCAAUAAAAUUACAUUGCAGUGAUUUUACAUUUUUUUCAAUAACUUUAACUUUAAAUUCUAUGGAGUGGCAUCUCUACAUUAAGGGCAGGUGAUGUUGUUAUUAUUAUUAUUAGUAGUAGUAGUAGUUGUAGUAUUUUUAUUAUUGUUAAUAGUAAUUGUUGUUUUAUUUUAUAUUAGUAGUAGUAGUGCUAUUUUUAUGGUUAUUAUUAUUAUUAGCACUAAUGAUAGUAGUAUUAAGAUUUUGGUGUUUUUCUCACAUGUCACAAGUGGUACUCUUGGCUAUAGCAAGUAUCAAAGAGUAACGGCACAUUGAUGCCCCGGCCUGUUGUUGUUAUUAUUAUUCCUUCAUUUAUAAAAUAAACAAAUGAAAAAGUUAUA